UAGUCUAUCGUUGCCUACCGAUAUCAUAAUAAGUGUCCAUGAUAGUCUCGUGAAAGUGAAAUUUAAGAAAAGUAGCGGUGAAAUGGCGAGAUGGUGGCCCUACAAUACAAUAAUUGUGUCGAGUAUAUUCGUCAUAUCAUGGUACUGGACCGUAUUUCACGGAAAGAAGAGCAGAACAGACGAAGCUAUCGAAGAAGGUGUCUUUAAUUUGAGACAAAUUGUCGAUUUCUUUACGAGAAUUCGACUUGUGUGCCCAUUUCAUACUAUAAAUUGCGCACACAAUGCGCCGUUGACUUCAUGGGAUAACAAGGGUCCUUAUUCACAAAAUAUUCCAAUAGGACCAGGAACAGCUGAACAAAUUAGCAACGAAUCGACUCUGGAGGAAACGAACGUUACGAGAUGUACCUGCGCUGCGUGCAGUAACAGUGACGUCAAUGACAGGAAUGCAUCUGAUGGCACGGGCAAUAUACAUAACUCUAUUCCUUCAGCAAUUGUUCAUGUUGCGAAUUCAACGGAUCUGACAAAUAGAACCGUGAAAAUAAAUCUCAGAGAAUUCACGAAUGUAAGGGUGUUAAGAGAGGCGAACACAUUCCAGGUGUCUGCCAGUAACAUCCAUCCAUCUGCUGAUAACAGGUCCGCCAACCUAGUUAUAUCCGGCGGGAUUGAUGAAAUCAACAUCACAGUACCAACAAUAGUAUCAACGACUGUUGAUACUAGCAGCCCACCUGUUGUACAAACUCAAGCUCAAACUAGAAUAUUUAGGAAUCGGACAAGAAAUACACGGAGCAAAAACAAAGAAGAAAAUGCUAAAAGUUAAUACUUUAUAAUUAAUCAAUUUACAUUGAUUAUAAUUAAUCAGUGCUUUUAUAUGAAGACAAAGACGGUAUUAAGACCACAUAAAGGCUCUAUAAUUUUCAAUAAUGAUGAUUUGGUCAACUCAUCAUUAAUGAAGAUAAUAAUUGAAGAGAACAUUCUUUAACGUUUUUUUAUACUUGAUUUAUACUUAAAGACGUCAUUUUAUAUUCAUUGCACAAUUGGUUUCUGUUGAAACUAUUUUUAUUGUCAAAGAAUUGUAAUUUUACAUAAAAGAAUUUAUUAUGUAUAGAUCGCAACGAGAGAGUUGUCGAGUUACAAAACAGAUAUUAUUACGAUUCUUAUGAGAUUUUUGUUGUAUUAUUUCGCGCAUAUUCCGCCAAUGUAUCAUCAAUCGACAUUGACGAUCCGUCGCUAAUUAUGGAGUUUAUUCAUGACAUGCGUUAAUUGCAACGUGACGUGGAUGGCAUUAAAUCGCUGGCAGCGCAUUGAAAAUAUUCGCAGAAUUAUCGUCAUUCAUCGUGCCCAUUAAAAUUAUAUACACGUCAAGACGCAGAUGUUUUUUCACUUGAAUUUCCCGUUAUAUCUUAUUUGGUAAAAUCAUUAUAAAAUC
Ooceraea biroi (clonal raider ant) is the source of this 1426-nucleotide messenger RNA. RefSeq lists its product as uncharacterized. NCBI's taxonomy places the organism in Eukaryota, Metazoa, Arthropoda, Insecta, Hymenoptera, Formicidae. The record is from RefSeq and is a predicted model, not a curated record.